Colletotrichum aenigma is the source of this 762-nucleotide messenger RNA. RefSeq names its product Short chain dehydrogenase. The transcript has 2 exons. Bases 1 to 762 code for a protein of 253 amino acids. Lineage: Eukaryota; Fungi; Ascomycota; Sordariomycetes; Glomerellales; Glomerellaceae. The record is from RefSeq and is a predicted model, not a curated record. Gene Ontology annotation, molecular function: oxidoreductase activity.
AUGUCCCUGUCCGGGAAAGUCGCCCUCGUCACCGGCGGCGCGCGAGGCAUCGGAGCUGCCAUCGCGCUGAAGCUUGCCCGGGAAGGUGCCAGAGUCGCAUUCACCUUCGUCAAUACGUCCUCAAUAGCAAAGGCGCAUGAGGUCAUAUCCGAGAUCGAGGCCUGCGGGUCCUCCGCCACGGCUAUCCAGGCCGACGUCUCCAAGCACCAGGAAAAGGUCGUCAAGCGCGCCAUGAUGGCCUUUGGCGUCACCAAGAUUGACAUUCUCGUCAAUAAUGCCGCGGCGACGCUCACCGCGACCCUCGACGACACCAGCCCCGAGGACUACGACCGCAUCUUCAACACCAACACCCGCGCCGUCUUCUUCAUGAUGCAGGCUGCAAAGGCCCACAUCGCCCCGGGCGGGCGCAUCAUCAACAUCUCCUCCGUGGCGGCCCGCGCCGACACCCCGGGCAGCAUGGCCUACGCCGGCAGCAAGGCGGCCGUCGAGGCCUUCACGCGCGUGGCCGCCCGCGAGAUGGGCCAGGCGCACGGCGUCACGGUCAACUGCAUCAGCCCCGGGACCGUCAAAACAGAGAUGUUCGACUCGCUGCCCGACGACCAGCGCAGCGCGGACCUGGAGCGGGCGACGCUCACGCCCGCGGAGGCGCGGCUGGGCGCCGUUGAAGACAUUGCUGACGUUGUCGCCUUCGUGGCGAGCGAUGAGUCCAGGUGGAUUACGGGCACGGUCAUCCCCGUCAACGGGGGCCGACUGAUGAACUGA